Messenger RNA from Helianthus annuus (common sunflower), 1392 nucleotides. Its product is annotated as flavonol 4'-sulfotransferase-like. Bases 136 to 1050 code for a protein of 304 amino acids. Gene Ontology annotation, cellular component: cytoplasm. The transcript has a single exon. Gene Ontology annotation, biological process: sulfation. The record is from RefSeq and is a predicted model, not a curated record. Gene Ontology annotation, molecular function: sulfotransferase activity. Lineage: Eukaryota; Viridiplantae; Streptophyta; Magnoliopsida; Asterales; Asteraceae.
AAAUAACAUCUUACUUUUUAGUGUUUCAAUAUAUUAUUUUGUAAUGCACGUGCUUAAUUGUGACAUGCCUAGAACUUAAUAAAUAGCAUCACAACUAACACAUAAUCACAUUGCAAGGUGUUUAGUUCCUGAACAAUGGAAACCACAAAAACAAAACUUGCAUCUCCUCCUGCUGCUGCUGACUUGGAAGAGAUGUUAAACUCACUUCCGCAACACACUUGUAGCUGGUCGAAAGGCAAGUACACCUUGCACAAGUAUCAAGGCUUUUGGAGCCAUCGCAAGUUACUUGAAGUAGCAAUUCCGGCUCAACAAAGCUUCAAGGCUCGACCAGGUGAUGUAUUUCUCUGUAGUUACCCCAAAAGUGGCACAACAUGGCUAAAGGCCUUGGUCUAUGCCAUCAUAACCCGAGGAAAGUUUGAUAAGAGUCCUUUGCUCACAACCUUGCCUCAUAACUGUCUUCCCUUCCUCGAGAAAGAGCUUGAACAAAUUGUAGCAAACCAGAAGAACUCAUGCUUCGCACACGUGGCCACACACCUUCCUUACCAUUCCCUCCCAGAAUCAAUCCUAGCUUCAAACUGCAAGAUGGUUUACAUAUAUCGCAAUGUAAAAGAUGUCAUAGUUUCUUAUUACCAUUUCUCGAGAGAAAUAGCAAAACUAACCAUGGAAGAUGCCCCAUUUGAGGAGGCAUUCAAUGAAUUUUAUCAGGGCAUUUCACUUUAUGGGCCAUAUUGGGAUCAUAUCUUAGGAUACUGGAGAGCAAGCUUGGAGAGGCCCGAUAUAAUUCUUUUCUUAAAGUAUGAAGAUAUGAAAAAGGACCCGACAAUCCACUUGAAGAGACUUGCUGAGUUCAUUGGGUAUCCCUUUACAAUCGAAGAAGAGAAAGCGGGUGUGAUACAAAGCAUUAUAAACUUGUGUAGUUUUGAGAAUUUGAGCAACUUGGAAGUAAACAAAAGUGGUUGUUCAAAUGGAUUUUUUGGGAUUGAAAAUCGACUUUACUUCAGGAAGGCUAAGGAGGGAGACUGGAAGAACUACUUCACGGAUGAGGGAUGAGAUGAUUGAAAAGAUUGACAAACUGGUCGAUGAGAAACUCGGUGCCACGGGUUUGGUUCUAAAAUGAAAGGCUCAAGAUUGAUUACACCAUUGGCCACAUUAUUAUUAUUUUUGUGGUCCCAAAAAUUGCUUUAUUCCAGUAUGUCUUUGAAGUUUGUAGUUUUAAAUAAUUGAGUCUAUGUCGGUUGGGUCAAAUAAUGGGACAUAGCCCAACUAGAGUAUGUGAGUCCAUGAAUGCACGUGAGUUUGAAUCAGUAUUCAGUUAGGUUGUUUGGAAGUUAGACUAUUUAAGGUAUGGUAUGGUAUGACAUUGAAUAAAAAGCACCAGCAUUUUACUUUUCU